Messenger RNA from Durusdinium trenchii, 2860 nucleotides. The record is from the annotation of a GenBank genome assembly. Lineage: Eukaryota; Dinophyceae; Suessiales; Symbiodiniaceae.
UGGGCGCCAAGAUGGAGAUGUGGGGUCUGUAGUCGGCACUAUGAGCUCUGCAAUGACGGUGCAAGCCAAAGAACUGCAAGCCUCCCGGAUAGCUAUGCCCAAGAAUGCUCCUGAAUUUGAUCCUGGCCCCCUUUUGGAUGAGCCUCACCGUACAGUCUACACUGACCCGGUGAGCCUUGCUCGGCCUGUGCUCGAGGCUAGGAUGCCUCCACGGAUCAGAGUUCAUGCCACACCAAUCGAAGCUCUAGCUUUUGUAGAGAAGUUGGAUCAGCACCACCGCUUGCGCUUGGCUGAAAAGGAGGAGAUCCGCCCUUCCCACCUUUGCGGAGCAUUUGCAUUGACAAAGGAUGCUGAAUUUGAUCGUCUUAUACUAGAUGCCCGACCUCCUAACGACCUAGAGAGUACAUUGAAUGAUUGGGUUCAGACAUUAGGAGCCAUCCAGCCUGUGCUUCAGAUUGAACUUUCCCCGGAAGAAGAUCUUCGGUUCUCUGGGACGGACCUCAAGGACUAUUACUACUGUUUUCGAGUCAGCCGUCGCAGAGCCCUCCGAAACGCCCUUCGUCUACCGCUGCGGCCUUCCCAGGUUCGACAUUUGCAUGCAUACAAGGACCAUAUGAAGAGUGCCAAAGUUCUAUAUCCCUGCCUGUCGACUAUGGCCAUGGGUGACAACAAUGCAGUAGAGAUAGGUCAGAAGGCGCACAUGAAGAUAGGGUUGACAAGUCAGCUUUUUCGAUCUCAUGAACUCCUCACGAUCCACGGCCGUGCACCUCGAGGGUCCAUGGCGUGCGGAGUGGUGAUUGACGACGUCCUCUUCUGCGAGAAGGUCAGUCGUGACUUGGGAAAAGAAGGACAAGAAGGGGUCAGAACGGAGGGAGUGCGCCGGUUGGAAGCCUUGUGUGAGGAGUACGUCCAGCGUGGUCUCCUUCCUCAUCCUAAGAAGACUUUUAAAGGGGACAAGACAGCAAGUAUUUGGGGAGCUGAAAUCAACGGGUCGACGGGCGUGUGCAGGCCGGCUGCUCGGCGAUUAGUUCCUCUGCUUCAGCUCACGAUGAGAGUAGCCCGGCUAGGCUACGCUUCAGUGGCUUUGCUGGAAAUUUUAUGCGGGUGCUGGAUCUCGAUCUUGCAAUUCCGUCGCAGGAUGAUGUGUCUGUUGCAAGAGACCUAUAAGGUACAGAGAGGGAGACAGAGAACUGAUGUCAUCGCCCUGGCUGCUCCGUUAGUGGAUGAGUUGUGGGUUUUGUGUUUUCUAGCCCCCUUGGCUGCCACCAACCUCCGUGCCUUUACCCAUGAUGAGAUCUUUUUAUCCGAUGCCUCUGAGAGCUGCAUUGCUGCGGUGAAGACUCAAGUGUCUCGCUGUUUUGCCCAGGAGCUGCGACGUCAUUGCCUGGCUCGUGGGACCUGGAGCCGCCUUCUAGCGCCUUGGCAUAGUUGGAUGAGGGAGCACGCAAAUUUGCUUCCGGAAGAUGAGCUCCCGGACGGAGUCCCUCUUGUUUCUCAUCCUCUUUGGACGAAGCUAGCCCAGUAUCUUGCUUUUUCUGUCUGCUCGCGGAGAAUAGUCUCGCGACGCAGGCAUAUCAACCUUUUGGAGAUUGAGGGGAUUCUAGAUGUGGAGCGCAAACUAGCGUCUAAUAGAUCUUCUUUGCGCUACCUCCUCGGAGCAGACUCCCAAGUAGCUCUAGCCGCCUUAGUGAAAGGCCGCUCCGGAUCUGACAGGAUCAAUUCUCUGUUAGAGGAGAGCCUCCCCACAAUUUUGGGGGCCGAUCUUUACGGGGAGUACGGCUACGUGCCGUCAUUAGCGAAUUGUGCGGAUGAUCCAACUCGGGACAGGCCCGUCAGAAGGCCUUGUGAAGAUCCCCCAAGUUGGCUAGCUGAAGCCCUGGUAGGAGAAUUCAAAAAUUUUGAUGAGUGGUUGAGCCUGACCGGCUAUGCACCGCAGCAGCUGGCCAAGCUCCCAUUUGCCAAUGCGUUUUGUACAGAUGCUGAAGCUGUCAAUGAGGAAGUUCUGCUGCCGCUGAGGUCUGUAGCAAAGCCUCAACGUUUGCAAGUUUUUGACGAUGUGCAAGCUGCGUGUAGCAGGCUCAAAGAGCCCGCCAUUGUACAAAAGGAAGAAUCGGAACAAGGAGCAUCUGAAGAGUCUGAUGACCAAACCAAGAAUCGCGACAAGAGCCCGCUAAAAGUUGAAGAAAGCGGUGAGGCCGUCCACCAUUGUGUUGCUUCUGGAGAGGUAGCUCCACCUCCUGUAACUCUAGAAACUGCUGACGGCGCCGCCGACGCUGCAGAGCUGCCGAUAGCUGAGAAUCCUUGCGCUGGCGCUUUAGCUGCGGAGGCUCGGGCGCUUCUUCGCGAGUUCGCGCCGGACCAGUUUGUGCUGCCUGGAGGGAGACGAGCUAAGACCACACCUGCGCUGCAACGCAAAGGCUUGACCACAACUGGCCGGCAGUGGAAGCUGAAGAUCGGCGCCUGUGCUCACUGCAAUCCUGAGAGGAUUGGAGAGGCUUCAAAACCCGGCCCAGGUCGGUGGCGGCGGCCUCAGCGAGACGCUCAGGAGUUGCUGGAUGUGCGUCUGGUUGAGAAUCAUACGUUUGAGCUGCAGAACCGCGUAUGGGCGCGGUUUCAGGAGUGGCUGUCCAAGAAUCUUUCUCUAGAAGCCCGGCACCAACUUUUUCUGUGUCCGGAGAUUGCUGUCAUGGUUCUAGAACGGUAUGGGUUGCACCUCUUUGCCACUGGGGGAAAGCUCUACGAGUUGAGACACAUUCUAGUGCUGGUACAACAAGAAUAUCCCCGCAUCCGAAUUGCCACGUACUGGACCUUGCUGGCAACUAGUGACACGAUGGGAGCUGCAUCAGCCUGUGAAACAUAG